Messenger RNA from Gossypium raimondii (Peruvian cotton), 1536 nucleotides. RefSeq lists its product as uncharacterized. The transcript has 5 exons. The record is from RefSeq and is a predicted model, not a curated record. The coding region runs from base 377 to 1309 and encodes 310 amino acids. NCBI's taxonomy places the organism in Eukaryota, Viridiplantae, Streptophyta, Magnoliopsida, Malvales, Malvaceae.
AAAGUCAAUUUCUUUUUUAUAUAUAAUAGCAGAAAGAGGGCUACCCAUUACCAAUUCUAGCACUCAAACAAACUGCCUUUCUCAAUUCAGAGAGAAGAGCAAGUGCAAACGAAGUCUCUCUCUUUCUUUUGCGCUUUAAACAAAACCCAUCUAAGAUUUAUUGCUCUCUGGACACUUUUUCCCCUUUUUGCUGAGUACCCAAUUGAUCAUUUUGCGCUUUAGUUGACAACAUAUAGUAGUUCAACGGUUGGUUCUACUUGUUUGACACCUUGAAGCUUGGUGGGUUUCUUGCGAAAAGUACUUUUCAGUUUUAAUCUAAGUUUCUUGUGUGAGGGAGGUGCAUGCCAUGUGCUUGUAAAUUAUUAUUGCAAUCUCUAUGGAACAAUUUCAUGAAAGAGGGCACCAACGCAAAACAUCGUCUUAUAUGGAGGAUGUUCAGUUGAAUACAAAUUGGGACGAUGUGAUUUGUCCUAUAUGUUUGGAUUUCCCCCACAAUGGGGUACUCCUUCAAUGCUCUUCUUAUGACAAAGGCUGCCGCCCUUUUGUUUGUGACACGGAUCACAUGCAUUCAAAUUGUUUGGACCGAUUCAAAAAUGCACAUGGAAUGUCGUCCCUUUUGACGUCUGAUACAUCUUCUAUAGCUAACAUUCAGCUAGAAGUAUCUGAAGACAACUGUAGGCCAACUUGUCCCCUAUGUAGAGGGCAAGUCACUGGAUGGGUUAUUGUCGAUAAGGCUCGUUUACUUCUAGAUGAGAAGAAGCGUUGUUGUGAGGAGGAACAGUGCACAUUUGCAGGAACCUACUUGGAAUUACAUAAGCAUGCUCAGAUAGAGCAUCCUCAUGCACGCCCUUCAAGAAUUGAUCCUGCUCGGCAGCUUGAUUGGGAAAAUUUUCAGCAGUCCUCUGAGAUGGUAGAUGUUUUGAGCACUAUACAUUCAGAAGUCCCACGUGGGGUGGUUCUUGGAGACUAUGUAAUUGAAUAUGGUGAAGAUGAUUCUGGAGAUGAAUUGGAGGACUUCCCUGGUGAUGAGGGCAACUGGUGGACCUCUUGCAUUUUAUAUCAGAUGUUUGAUAAUUUCAGGAACUCUAGAAAUAGAAGGAGAUCAAGAGGCAGUGAUACUCGAAGGAGAAUUCGCCGCUCUAGUUAUGCUUCAUCAACUUCUGAUGAGGGUUCAGUGCAUUCUGUAGAAUUUGCAGAAUAUAGAGUAGAUGAGACUGAUGAUGAGUUUGUGAGCACAAGUGGCUCCUCAAGAGGUAGCACCAGCUAUCAAAGUUCUCAAAGACGCCGAUCCCGCUUUUAUGAUAAUUAGCCGCAUACCCAGGAAGUGAAGCUGAGGAUUGAUCCUGUCCAUGUGGUGAGCAAUAUGGUAAUUGCUGCUGCAGACAGUUUUAGAUUCUUAAACAUGUAAAAAUACCCUUGGAGCCUGUUAUGCUUGUUUUGUUUCAGACUUGAAUUUCAUGUGGUUCUAUUUUGUUCAUUUUCGAUAAUAUCUAUUACGCAAAUAGACAUCCAAUGGGAAACGAUUAUGAGUUUUUA